This is a messenger RNA of Oryza brachyantha (malo sina), 2013 nucleotides long. Its product is annotated as pentatricopeptide repeat-containing protein At1g12775, mitochondrial-like. The transcript has a single exon. The record is from RefSeq and is a predicted model, not a curated record. The coding region runs from base 16 to 1644 and encodes 542 amino acids. Gene Ontology annotation, molecular function: protein binding. Lineage: Eukaryota; Viridiplantae; Streptophyta; Magnoliopsida; Poales; Poaceae.
UUAAGUUAAUCCUUCAUGAAGGCCGGCGCAUGGCCGGCCGCCGCCUCCGCGCCACUGUCCGCCGCCGUGCGCGCGGCCAUGCGCACGCUCGGCCACCUCCUUCCCCGCCCCCGAUCCUCCCCCUCCUCGGCCACCGCCGUCACGGCUACAGCCGCCUUCUCGUCCUCCCCGCACACCAUCCACGACUACAACCGCCUCCUGGAUGCUCUCGCCCGCGACGGCGACGGCGACGCGACGCUGCGGGUGAUCCGCCGCAUGCGCCACUCCUCCCCGGCAUGCGCGCCCACCGCCGUCUCCUACACCUCCGCCAUGGCGGCGCUCGCCAGGGCCGGCCGCCCCGCCGACGCCGCCACCCUCUUCGACGACAUGCUCGCCAACGGCGUCGCCCCCGACCGCACCGCCUUCUCCUUCCUCCUCCACAUCUACUCCUCCCACCUCCACCUCCCCUCGGCCGCGCACUCCGUACUCGUCUGGAUGUCCCGCCUCGGCCUUCACCCGACCGCCAUCGACUACGGGGAUCUGAUUUUCUCCUUCUGCCGCGCUGGCCGUCUCCCGGACGCUCUCCAGCUGCUCGACGAAAUGCGCACCCUCAAUUACCCGCUCACCCCGCACAUUUACGCACCGAUCCUCAAGGCAUACUGCGACAAUGCUGAUAUACAGGCAGCUGAAUCUCUCAUCAGCUCUAUGCGCUUCACUGCAUGCCACCCUGAUGUUGUCAUUUACAACAUCUACGUUCAUGGGCUAUGCAAGGUUGGGGAUUUCGAUGCUGUUCAAAGGGUCAUUGAUGAGAGUGGACAGAAUGGGUGGGUGCCAGAUGCAGUGACACAUAGCACCUACAUUGCUGGCCUUUGCCGGUCUGGAUGUGUCGAAGAGGCACUCCAGCAGCUGGAAAUCAUGGUAACAAAGGGGCUACAGUUGACAGUAGUCGGUCUGAACAUACUGCUGGACUAUGUUGCCCAGGAGCUUGAUAUGUGGGCAGGCAAGGAGGUGCUGGAGCGAUGCCAAGAGCUGGGCUUUGUGGUCGAUGUCGUGACAUACAAUACAGUAAUGGAUCAUUUCUGCAAGAAGAGCAAAUGGCUCCGUGUUCUGAAACUGUUCACAGAUCUUCUUAAGAAGCCCGUGGAACCCAAUGUGCAAACGUGCAACAUUUUUAUCUCAUGCUUGUGCCGAGCUGGAAAGUUUCAGUUUGCCAAGUUUGUGUUUAGCUGCAAGGGGUUCAUGGCAGAUACUGUGACUUGUAACAUUCUAAUUAAUGCAUUCUAUGAGGCCAGGAAGGAGGACGAGCUUGGUUUUUUGUUCACUGAUGUGAAUGCGGGUAAGAUUGUCCCAGAUAUGAUCACACACACCACACUGGUUGAUUGCCUCUUUAGGUCUGGGAGGAGAACCGAGGCUGUCAAUUUGAUCAGACAUACUGGUGAUGGCUACCUUGUAGAGCCUGUUGCACACUUGGCAUAUUGGUUGGUUAGGUGUGGAAAUGUUCGUGAAGUGUUGAGGCUGUUUGAUGAAAUGCUAGAAAAAGGAUUGGUAUUAGAUAGUAGAAUUUUUGCUAAUGUCAUCAAGGCAUUCUGCAGAAAGGGUCCAGGGGAAUGCACAGAGAUGUUGCAGCUGUGUUCUGUAUUAGACAGGAUGCUUGGAAUUAUGUGAUCCAUCUAUUUUAUGUGUUCAUAACUUGGAGUUUAUUUGAUUGGAGUUAAGGAAAAAAGAGGGAAAAUUUGAGAGUGCUCAUACGUCUGCUUUUUUUUUCCCCACUACUUUCAUGGUAGUGGCCUUAUUUGAACCUGUAGUAUUAGUGAAUAGCCAAUGAAGGUAAAUUUCCUGUUUGGUUUUGGCCUGCAAGGCUGAAAUUAUUUCUCAUUGACAUUCUAUGCUUUUAUAAUCUGUCAGCCAACACUUAUGUCUAUCAUGUGUAAUUUGAUUUAGAGAUAAUGUUCCAUUCUUAAUGUUUGGGAUCUGUCUGUUCAUAAAUUCUAUCCAGAUUAGUCUAUUAUUUGAUAAAGUCCUGAUAUUUUGUGA